AUGGCUUCAAGAUUCCCCCAUUCAGCCCUCCACCAGCGAGACCCCAGAUCAUCGUCGAGUUUGUUUGAUUCCUAUAGCGGAAGUAAGGAGAGGAAUCGCCCAGCCAGCCGAUAUCAGGGUUAUGGUGGAGGUGGGUAUAACGCUGCGGAGUCGUCGAAUGGGCAGAUAAACGGAGCGUUUCGGUCUGCCACGCCGAACAAAAAAGGGCAAUACUCGGAUGCAGUUCUAUCGUCUCUAGAGUCCCAAAAUGAUUCAGAGGUCGAGGGUAUAACCGCAAAGGUGAAAAUGUUGAAGGAUAUUACCAUGGCCAUCGGCGACGAGAUCCGCGAAUCCUCCGCCCUCGCGGAUAAAAUGAACGACACGUUUGACAAUACUCGCGUUCGACUCCGCGGCACCAUGAAUCGAAUGCUACGAAUGGCGGAGCGCACUGGUGUUGGAUGGAAAGUCUGGCUAGGCUUCUUUGUUGCAGUUUUCAUGCUGUUCACCUAUGUCUGGCUAUUUUGA
Molecule: messenger RNA, 504 nt
Organism: Uncinocarpus reesii 1704
Lineage: Eukaryota; Fungi; Ascomycota; Eurotiomycetes; Onygenales; Onygenaceae
Exons: 4
Coding region: 1-504 (167 amino acids)
Biological process (GO): endoplasmic reticulum to Golgi vesicle-mediated transport
Source: RefSeq, a predicted model, not a curated record